AUGUUUCUGAGGUUUUGUGGCAGUGUGAGGCAUUUUGGGAGGGACAUCAUCAUGCCCAACUUGAAGUCGUCCGUGACCACAACAGCGAGCGCGGUGGAGUACAUGGAUGAAGUAUUGAAGGUGUUGCCGCUAGGUGAGGCCAAGAAUGAGGAUUCACGAACACUGCAAUUCAAUUAUGGUUCAUUCAAACAUAAGAGCACUAACUGCAUUCCCCUUCUCCCCUUCUCCCUUCCUGCUGUGCGAAGCCGUGCCCCAAACCCUCUACCAUCUUAUUUCAGUCCCCACUCUCUACCAUCUUCCAGGAAAAAAACACUAGCAAUCUUACAUGAGUUCCAAGUUUUGCAGGUCGUUGCUGUUUGUGAAUGUGGUUUGGAUUAUGACAGACUUCAGUUCUGUCCGACAGAUAUGCAAAAAAAGUACUUUGAGAAACAAUUUGAGUUGGCUGAAGCAGUAAAGCUGCAUUUUCUUCACAUGUGUGCUGCUGGUGAAGACUUCUAUGAAAUCAUGACACAAAAUUUGCACAGAUUCCCUGGUGGGGUUACACAUUCCUUCACUGACUCAACAGAAGAUCAGGAUAGGCUACUUUCUUUUGAGAAGAUGUUUAUCGGUGUUAAUGGUUCCUCUCUGAAAACUAACCGAAAUCUUGAGGUUCUACGAGGCAUUCCUGUCGAGAGGUUGAUGAUGGAAACAUAUUCUCCAUAUUGUGACAUAAUAAAUACUCAUGCUGGAAGCCAGUAUGUAAAAUCUGUCUGGCCAUCCAAGAAGAAAGAAAAGUAUGAGCCAGAUUCAACAGUAAAAGGUCGCAAUGAGCCUUGUUUAGUCAGGCAAGUUCUUGAGGUAGUGGCUAGAAGCAAAGAAAUUUCUGACAUAGAAGGCCUGAGUAGAACUCUGUACCACAACACAUGCAGGCUCUUCUUUCCUCAGGAUCUUGACGCGUCUGCUAAUGCGCAGCUUGAGAGUGGUACUGCCGUCCAGGAUUGCUGAUGUCAGAGUGAUUUUUUAAAAAAAUGUUUCCUUUUGGUUGGCGUUUGGUUUCGUACAACUUCCAAUAUGCCUAUGAAAUGUUUUUGGUCUUAUAAUUUUCCCUCGCUGCCAAUUUUGCCAUGUUUCAUGAGCCUGAUGACAUGUCAGGCAAGUCCUGACUAUGUACAAGUACCCUACUGAGACUAUGUCGUAAAAUCAUUUAGGGCUGAGCAUGUACAAGUACAGUUUGAUGGCUAUGUUGUUCACUACAAUCAAACAACAACUAAGCUCUAUAUCUAUAUUUUAUACAAA
Molecule: messenger RNA, 1275 nt
Organism: Zea mays
Lineage: Eukaryota; Viridiplantae; Streptophyta; Magnoliopsida; Poales; Poaceae
Cellular component (GO): cytosol
Molecular function (GO): 3'-5'-DNA exonuclease activity
Source: RefSeq, a predicted model, not a curated record